AUGACGCGCCACGGUAAAAACUCGACGGCAUCAGCUGUCUAUUCGUAUUCGGAACGAAAGAAGGAUGCAAGGCAAUCCGGGUAUGGCACUUUACAUGAACGACUUGGAGCUGAUUCCAUUAAAGAAUUUGACUGCUGCUCUAUCACUCUUCAACCGUGUCGAACCGAAUUUCACAGAGAUCCUCUCAUAUCUCCACAUGGAUACAUAUUCGAUCGUGAAGCGGUGCUAGAAUAUUACUUGAAACAAAAGAAAGAAAAUGUGCGUAAGCUGAAAGAAUGGGAAAAGCAGUGCAAAAGGGAUGAGAAAGAAGCGCAAGAAUCGAAGAAGCUAAACGAAGAAAUAAAAGUGAAAAAGUUUAUGAUUUGUGAAGCAACGCCCACACAUCCAGCUAUACGUUCCAAUGUCGACGAUCAAAGCACACCAACCACGUCCGCUGGUGCCACCGCUUCUGGCAGUAAUAUCGGUAGGAAGAGGCAUGCUUCAGAUGAAAUUGAUGAACUGAUGGUUAAAAAGAAAGCCGACGGCACGAGUAUUUCGAAUGUGGCUGGUAAUAAAGCUAAAGAAAAUCCCAGUUUUUGGGUCCCUCAGCUGAACCCAACUGCCGAAGAGGCAAAGUUGCAGAAACCUGACCAACGAGUGUUCUGUCCAAUGUCCGGCCAGCCGUUGAAAAUCAAAGAACUGAUGCCGGUCAAGUUCACAAGAAUUCCGGAUGAUGAUGAUGAACCGAAGUCGAUAGUUGCGAAGAAAAUUCGAUAUAUGUGUCCUGUCACACACGAUGCACUUACUAACACAACUCGGUGUGCUUAUUUGAAAACGAGUCAGUCAGUGGUCACGAUGAAUUGCGUAGAGAAGAUAAUUCGUAAGGAUAUGAUUGAUCCAAUCAAUGGAAUGAAACUAGAAGAAAGCGAUAUUAUUGAGUUACAACGUGGUGGUACAGGUUUGUUAUUUUUGCUUUUGGUCAUUUUGAUUCAGCACUUUUCAUUCACUUUUUCAUUUUGCAUCAGAUAA
Anisakis simplex (herring worm) is the source of this 1008-nucleotide messenger RNA. The record is from the annotation of a GenBank genome assembly. NCBI's taxonomy places the organism in Eukaryota, Metazoa, Nematoda, Chromadorea, Rhabditida, Anisakidae.